AUGGCUGUCGAUGAAGUUGCACGUUCUCUGCAAAUUAGUCUUGGUUUUACAUACGAAAUCAUUCCCAACAAGCUUCGUGCCAGAUGGGCUCCAAGAGAACUUAUUGAAGCCAUGAGCGCAAUCGUGUUGAGCUCUGUCAACGCUUACUCAACCGCUACAACGAUGAAAGUGAAGCUUUUGUUUGAGAGAAUAUUCACACAAGAUGAGACAUGGCUCCAUCAAUUUGAGCCAGAAUCCAAAAGGCAGAGUAUGGAGGUGAAACAUUCAGAAUCACUAGCGAAAAAGAAAUUCAAGACUCAACCGUCCCCAGGAAAAAGUGAUACGAACCUUUUUGGAGAAUACUGGAACGUUACCUGA
Octopus sinensis (East Asian common octopus) is the source of this 357-nucleotide messenger RNA. RefSeq lists its product as uncharacterized. Bases 1 to 357 code for a protein of 118 amino acids. The transcript has a single exon. The record is from RefSeq and is a predicted model, not a curated record. Lineage: Eukaryota; Metazoa; Mollusca; Cephalopoda; Octopoda; Octopodidae.